AUGUCGGAACCCGGCAAAGAUUCAAUCCCUACGAGCGCAGACCCAAGGAGCAAACGGCCAACGAAGCGCCGGCAGCUCACACCAGUCUCCGAACAAGCAAACCAAAUCAACGUCCUCUUCAAAGACCCCAGCAAAGAAGUCCACCUAGCACCUAUAUCCAAACCGCGAACACUAGACUCUCUCGGACCACCACCAGAGAUCGUCGCGAAUGUUCAGGGUUCAUCUGCCGGUGCGGGCUCGGGCGAGUUUCACGUCUACAAGGCGAGUCGGCGGAGGGAAUACGAGCGCUUACGAUUGAUGGAGGAGGAAUCAAAACGGGAAAAAACAAAUGAGGAAUUUGAGAAGAAGAGGGCUGAGACACAGCGAAAAGAUCAGGAGAAGACGGAUAGGAAUAGAAGGAAACGUGAGAAACGCAAGGCAGCGGCGGCGAAGAAUAAGACUGGUGCUUCCUCCUCAACUGCGAUGGAUGUAGAUGGGGAUGCCGAGAAGAAGGCAAAGGCACCUCCGUCUCGAAUUGGGCCUCAUCCUCCACGGGUUCCGAAUCAUACUAUGCAAGCGGAUGAGAAUAAUGGGGAACAGCAGAUUUAUGAGGAGCAGGGGGUUAUAAUUCAUGAUGACGACUGA
Talaromyces marneffei is the source of this 624-nucleotide messenger RNA. RefSeq lists its product as uncharacterized. NCBI's taxonomy places the organism in Eukaryota, Fungi, Ascomycota, Eurotiomycetes, Eurotiales, Trichocomaceae. Gene Ontology annotation, molecular function: protein kinase inhibitor activity; double-stranded RNA binding; protein kinase binding. The record is from RefSeq and is a predicted model, not a curated record. Gene Ontology annotation, cellular component: nucleolus. The transcript has a single exon. Gene Ontology annotation, biological process: negative regulation of protein kinase activity. The coding region runs from base 1 to 624 and encodes 207 amino acids.